Molecule: messenger RNA, 1487 nt
Organism: Spea bombifrons (plains spadefoot toad)
Lineage: Eukaryota; Metazoa; Chordata; Amphibia; Anura; Pelobatidae
Gene: SGPP1
Product: sphingosine-1-phosphate phosphatase 1
Exons: 3
Coding region: 99-1235 (378 amino acids)
Biological process (GO): phospholipid dephosphorylation; sphingosine metabolic process
Cellular component (GO): endoplasmic reticulum membrane
Molecular function (GO): sphingosine-1-phosphate phosphatase activity
Source: RefSeq, a predicted model, not a curated record
GGCCGCACAUGAUGCGAGUGGGCGGGGCCGACUGACUGUACCGUGAUUGAGGCGGUAUGACCGGGUCCGCUUGGUGAGGCGGCUCAGUAACGGGCACCAUGGCCGGUGCCGGGAUGCGGCGGCUCUGCCUCUACCUGCAGGACCCCGGCAAGGUGGUCGCCUUCCAGCGCCUGUGCGGGGUGCACGAGGCCCAGCACAGCCUGAGUAACGGAGCCGGGCCGCGGAAGCCGCAGCGGCGGAACUCCUUGACGGGCGAGGUGGGCCAGGAGUUCGUUAUCCGCAGCCCCGCGCUCUACUACCUGUUCUCCCUGGGCACCGAGCUGGGGAAUGAGCUCUUCUACGUGUCGUUCUUCCCGUUCUGGAUCUGGAACGUGGACCCGUGGGUCGGCCGCCGCCUCAUCGUGCUCUGGGUGUGGGUCAUGUACCUCGGGCAGUGCACCAAGGACCUGAUCCGCCUGCCCCGGCCGCCCUCCCCGCCCGUCAUCAAGCUGGAGGUCUUCUACAACUCGGAGUACAGCAUGCCCUCCACGCACGCCAUGUCCGGCACCGCCAUCCCGCUCUCCCUGCUGCUGCUCACCUACGGCCGCUGGCAGUUCCCGUUGGCUGUUGGGCUGCUUCUCGCCGUCUCCUGGUGCUCGUUGGUCUGUCUCAGUCGCAUUUACAUGGGAAUGCACUCUAUUUUGGAUGUCAUCGCCGGCUUCCUUUACGCCAUUCUCAUUCUGAUCGUCUUCCAUCCUGCGCUGGAGAUCAUCGACACGUUCAACUUAACGUACAAGUAUGCCCCCCUCAUCAUCAUCAGCCUGCACUUGGCCAUGGGGGUCUUCUCCUUCACCCUGGACACGUGGAGCACGUCGCGGGGGGACACGGCUCAGAUCCUCGGGAGCGGGGCCGGCAUCGCUUGCGGCUCGCACGUCAAUUACAUGUUGGGUCUCAUGGUGGAGCCCCCGCCCGACGCGCUGCCCUUCAGCCCUGCCCCGAUCACCGUGGCUCUGCUGGGGAAAGCCGCACUGCGCUUCUUGAUAGGAGUGAUCAUCCUGUUGCUGCUGAGAGCGGCCAUGAAGAAGAUCUCCAUUCCUCUGGCGUGCAAGGUGUUCGGCAUCCCGUGCGACGACGUCCGGAAAGCCCGCCAGCGCAUGGAGGUGGAGCUGCCCUACCGCUAUAUGACGUACGGCAUGGUGGGGUUCGGGGCCAUGUUCAUCGUCCCUUACUUGUUCACGUGGAUUGGUCUCCAUUGAUGAUUGGCGUCCGCAAAACAAAAGGGGUCCAUUUUAUUUGGGGGGGUCUUCCUCCCCGGUUUUUUUUAUGCAGAAAGCUCGUAUAACCUUUAUUGAAUCCUCCGCCUGACGGGGGUGUAUGGACCAAGGUCGCAGUAAAACGCGUCGGUACGUUCGUUCUAAUCGCGCAUCUAACGUAGCUGCGUUUCUGGUUGUUUUUAGAUUCCGGUACUGUAUUUAAAUUGCUUUAUAAAUGUGCCUUUUUUUCCCUUU